ACGUAGAGUAGGCCAGAAGGCUAAACUGGAAAACCUAACCUCUAUCAAAAUAAAAAGAUGGCGGAGCCGCAAAAGUUCUUCUGUGCAAAGGUGUUUAUUUACAAAGUGAUUCCGGAACAAGAACAACAGUACUGCCAUCAAACGUCUACGUUAUGGGACAGCUUAAAACAAUGCUGCCCCAUCCACAGCUCGAUCCAAAAUGCCUCUCAAAGAACUGAAAGAGAGGCUCCUUUUGUAGGACUAGCCCCUCCCCUCAGAAUAAUUAACACUAAUUAAUUAAGUAAUUAACUAUACAAACCUACAUUUUCCAUGAACUAAACCUACUAAAAGAUAUACAUUGCAACACGUUUUUUAAACAAUACCACAACAUAACAUUUACAACAUUACAUCACUACUGACUACUGAUGAGCCAUUUGGGACAGGCACUAUAAAGUCAGCCCAAUUCCCUCAGCUCAGGUCCUUUUCCAGCAUACCCGGAAACUACAGAGAGAGAGGAACAGAACAAACAAACAAAGCGCUCAUCCACAACAUUGAUAAACUGAGUUGAAGGGGAUCUCUCCAUACCAGGCCAUGAGGGUGAGCCGGGUGUUACAGCUGUCCAUCUGCCUGGUGGGCCUCAGCCUGGCAUGGCGCUCUCCACCACCAGGCAAACCCUCCAUAGAGGGGGGUGGCCAGGUUCCUGUGGGCCAGAUACAGGUGCUCUCUGUGGGGCUGCUCCAACUGCUCCAGGGGGUGCAGGAAAGUGCCUGGAGGAUGGAGAGGCAGGGCGACCAAGUGUCAGAGGAGCUGAUGGGAGACACCCAGGCUGUGGAGAGGCUACGAGAGCAAGGUGUGCAGGUAGGAAGGACCCACAGGCAGGUGACGAAGAACCUCCAGAUGAUGACAGCACAGAGCGACAGGCUGGAGAAUGCAGCCCAGGAUGUGCAGCUGGGACUGGAGACUUUAUUGGCCGAGCAAGGUGCCUUGGAGCUCAGGAUGUGCCGUGUCCUGGAGAGGGUGCAGAGCAUAACCAAGCCAGUUCUAAGGAUGGAAAAACAGCCUAAUAUGAACCUGAUGAAGGUGAUAGUGGACACUCAGUCCAGACGUCUGUCUGACCUAGCCUUGGAAGUUAUGACCCGGGACAGAUUGAUUGAUAAGCAUCUGCAGCACAUUGUUAACCUGGAGGAACAGGCGUCUCGUAUCAGAGGGGAGAGGCCUCCCACCAGCGCUGAGGGCAGAUUCUGAUGAUGGCUCUGGCCCUUGUCUGGGCAACAACCACAGCUGCAUCAAUAUAAACACUCCAUUCAAAACUAUAAGAAUACAACAUAGUUAUAGUGGAAAUCUGAGAAAGAAAGACACAUAGCAUUAUUCAUACAAUAUUCAAGCUUAAUUUCUUCAUCCAGAUACUAUGAGAUGAUCUGAUUGGGAUUUUAAAAGGUAGACAUCCUUGUUGGGUAAUCUCCAAAGUGGUGUGGCUCUGUGUUAAUGUUUGAGGUUGAUAUUUGGAAGCUUUGUAUUGCAAUCCCUUGUCAGCUGGUGCCUCUAGGGCAAUUCAGGCAGAUGUUAGAGGGCCCUUUUACUGAAGCAUGUGUUUGUUUCAUACAAUUGUGUUUUGCUUUUGUUGUUUUCUUUUCUUUUCAUGCAUUGUGUAAUUGAU
This is a messenger RNA of Salvelinus sp. IW2-2015, 1636 nucleotides long. Its product is annotated as angiopoietin-related protein 3-like. The record is from RefSeq and is a predicted model, not a curated record. Lineage: Eukaryota; Metazoa; Chordata; Actinopteri; Salmoniformes; Salmonidae.